UUGUGUGUGUAUUCUUAAACCCACCCUCUUAAGGCUUCUUGGGUUUUUGGCGGCUGUCCGUUCUCCACGCCUUCCUUCUUUUCUCUUCUUAAACUUUCCAACACUAGGGUUUUUUCUUCACCUUCUCUUUCUGCCUCUUACUUUCUCUCUCUAAAUCUACACACUUGAUCUUUGGUUAUGGCCACUUCUGAUCGUAUCCUUGCUAACUUUACUCCUCUGGAAGUUGCAGAUUCACUGGAGAACUUGUCUUUGGAUUCUCAAUCCAAGACCACAAAAGCUCCUGAGCCUGUCAAGAAGGAUUUUUACAGUGACAAUGGCUCUUACAUGUACCCGCAAACUUAUGGUUACAUGUCAUAUGCGCCGUAUUCUAUUCCCAGUCCACCUCUUCCUGCUAUGGGACAUGAUGGUCAGCUACAUGCCUUGCAAGAGUACUACUAUCCAAGCCCUUAUUACCAACAACCUCUGCAAACUAGUCAAGCCAAUGCUUCUCAAGUUGAUGUUUCGAGUUUCGGUGCAACUGAUCAAUCUUCCUUAUCUGUUGAUACAAAUAAAGGAAAUUCAAAUGGUAUAACAAGUGGUGGAUCAGGGUCAUUAAAACCAACCUUGAAGAGUUCCUCUCUAAAUCCUAAUGCUUUUUACAAAGGAGGAGGCUUGCCAACUGGUAAUCUAUCUCAAGGUUACCAGGAUCCGAGGUUUAGCUAUGACGGGAUUCAGUCGCCAAUACCUUGGUUAGAUAUGUCCAUGUCUCCUAAUGGGCAAUCUGAACAAACUGCAAAUGGUGGGUUCUCUUCAUAUACAAACAACCUCUCAUCUGGGCGGAAUCAGAACCUUCAUCCCUUCCCUCAUGUCAUGAAUAUGCACAACGCAAGACCAUCAUCAGGUGUAGGCCAAGCAUAUGGAUACAUGAAUCACAUGUACCCUAACAAUAUUACCUAUGGUCAUUAUGGGAAUACCAUUAGAGGCGGUUCUGGGUUUGGGUCAUAUGGAUAUGAUGCCCGGAAGAAAGGUCUAGGGUGGUAUAAUGUUGGUAACAACAAAUCUAGGUUCCGUGGUUAUGGAAAAGAGAAUAUUGAUGGUUUCAAUGAGCUAAACAAAGGACCCAGAGUAAAAGGGUAUAAGAAUAAGGAUGGUUCUGGAAAUGCAACUCUAGCUGUCAAAGAUCAGAACCUUCCAUUGACCAAGAGCAAUAAUGAGGACAUUGUCUCUCUUGUUCCAGAUACAGAGCAGUACAAUAGAGAAGAUUUUCCUGAUAGUUAUUCAGAUGCUAUGUUUUUCGUCAUUAAAUCCUAUAGUGAGGAUGAUGUCCACAAAAGCAUCAAAUACAACGUAUGGGCCAGUACAUCUAAUGGCAACAAGAAACUUGAUGCUGCAUUCCGGGAGGCCAAGGAGAAGCCUGAUGGCUGUCCUGUAUUUCUACUGUUUUCGGUCAAUACCAGUGGACAAUUUGUUGGAUUAGCAGAAAUGGUGGGUCCAGUUGAUUUUAAUAAAACUGUAGAGUACUGGCAGCAAGACAAGUGGACUGGUUGCUUCCCUGUGAAGUGGCACAUCGUCAAGGAUGUUCCAAAUGCUUCAUUGAGGCACAUAACGCUUAAGAACAAUGAGAACAAGCCUGUCACCAAUAGUAGAGACACCCAAGAGGUUAAUUUUGAGCAAGGGAUUCAAAUUCUCAAAAUCUUUAAGGAUCAUUCAAGUAAGACCUGCAUUCUUGAUGAUUUUGAAUUCUACGAGACUCGUCAAAAGAUAAUCCAAGAGAAAAAGGCUAAACAUCGGCUUUUACAGAAACAGGUUUCGAAUGGGGAGCCUAAUGAUGAUGCUGUAACUGAUGACAAACGAAAUGCAGCCAUAGCAAAGGAGGUUUCGGAAAAAUCAACGGCUGCAUCGACGGCGGAGGUAGCAAAGGCGAAUGGAGAUGUUAAACAUGUAGAAGAGAAUGGAUCAGUUGUUGCAACCGAAGAUGGCCCCGUGAAACCGGUGUGUGCAGCUAGUGCUUGCUAAAUUGGAUUGGUAGAUUACUUUGGGUUUGUUAUGAAGAAGUUAGAUAAAUUGGUAUCAGGUAUUGGGACUGGUCUUAUAGCUUAUUCCUUAGAAUGUAGGAAUAGGUAAAAGCACCUUUUACAGUGUUAAAAACCAUUUCGCUAUGGGCAGAAUGUGACUGCUCAUUAGUCUUUAUAAGUUUUUUUCUUUUCUUUUUGUCAUUUUCAUCUGUUCUUAUUUUUCUUUGUUUUUCUUAAUGAGAAAGAGUUGACAAGGGAAAAAAAAAGCUUAAGCAGAAAAGUUUAGUCUUA
Molecule: messenger RNA, 2285 nt
Organism: Gossypium raimondii (Peruvian cotton)
Lineage: Eukaryota; Viridiplantae; Streptophyta; Magnoliopsida; Malvales; Malvaceae
Product: YTH domain-containing protein ECT2
Exons: 7
Coding region: 178-1995 (605 amino acids)
Biological process (GO): mRNA destabilization
Cellular component (GO): cytoplasm
Molecular function (GO): mRNA binding
Source: RefSeq, a predicted model, not a curated record